Messenger RNA from Aspergillus alliaceus, 1338 nucleotides. RefSeq lists its product as uncharacterized. The coding region runs from base 1 to 1338 and encodes 445 amino acids. The record is from RefSeq and is a predicted model, not a curated record. The transcript has 3 exons. Lineage: Eukaryota; Fungi; Ascomycota; Eurotiomycetes; Eurotiales; Aspergillaceae.
AUGUCCUCCACAAGUACUACACAGCCGAAAAGGAAUCCGAAGAGAGCGGCAAAGGAUCCAUGGGCGGAGGACAAGUUAAUGACGAGCACCUCUUCCCAGCUCAUAAAUUUGGACCUGGUGAAACUUCUCGCGCAGCCUGAGGCCUGGAAUUGUCUGGACGAGUCGGAGAAAAAAGAAGUGCUCGAUUUACUUCCUGAAGAUCUGCAUCCGAAUCCCGACCCUACACCGGACGACCCUAAUGCAAAGAUACCCCCUUUACCGGAAUCGUUUCUGCGAUACUCGAAUAAUUGGCGAGACGGCAUUCGUCACUUCCAGCUAGAUCUCCAAAAUGGGCGCUACGACCCGGUUUGGCUGCGGCAGGCAGACGAGGCCAUGCAACAGCGGGCUGAUGGAAAAUUUGAUAAGUUCAAAGAGGAAGAGUUCGAGCAGUUCUGGGGGCAGAAACAGAAGAUGGACAAGACGCUGGUCGCAGGUCAGAGUAGUCAGGUGAAACUGAGCACCUUACUUGAACAUGGGGCAAUUCUUACGGGAGAUGUUUGGAAAUAUUCUCGAGCUUUCGCCAAAGGUAAAGCCAAACUCCUCGUGGAGAAAGAAGCCAGGAUAGUGGGUAUCCAGAAUGGCCAGUUAACAUUUGAAUUUCCCCCUGGUCAACGAGUGUUUCUUCCUGCUGCCCAGAACUCAGUCACGAAAGACUCAGUGCUCGACAAAGGAGAGGCCGGCAUACCACAGAUCGACAUAGUGACUACUACUGGAACAGAUCUAAAUGGGGCUGCCGAGACCAAUGUUGACACAACAGCCCUGGAUACUAACGCAACGGUAGAGGCUGGAUCAUCUACCAGGCGUAAAUCAGAAAUAGAGAUGGAACCUCACACGAAGGAAUACGGGAAAGCGCGCAAGGUACAUACAGUGGAGGAUAUUGAGCAAGAUGAUCAGGUGAAUUCUUCCACCGGUUUUACAAGAUCUACCAAAUUGGCAGUAGAAGUCUAUAAUGCACAUUUAGCAGAAGAAGAGAGUACGCCUUCUGUCAUGGUUCAGAUAAUUACGACAGAGAAUCACGGCCAAAGUUUGGCAAGCAGUUCUGCGCAGCCCCCUGAGACAGCUGAGGAUGUAUUCUCACAGCCUUCAACCGUUGAAGGUACAUCGGAAGAACCUGGAUUGAUUAUAGUCCCUAAUAUCACGGGUCCCGGUGCACUUGCAAAGAAGAUCCUCGAAGCCGAUGGCCGUACCGAAAAACCCCCACAUGGUAAUGCUUGGAAGGACUUUCGUGCUUACAGGAAUAAUCAGGAUAUGGGUAGUUUAUGGGAGGUCAGACAGGCUUGGUUUCUGAGGAAUAAAUAA